CAGAGCAGCUCAAGUCACGCCGGGUCAUGGUGGCUCAGGUUCCUUGUCAUAAACCGAGCGACGGUUUGUUCAUCUGUCUUACCCGGGAAUUAGCGAUUCCACGACCCUGCUAGAAAAAAAAAAAGAGAGGGAUGUCUCUACGCUGUGGGGGCACCGCCUGCACCGUGGGGCCCCGGAUAUUUGGAAGAUAUUUAUGCAGUCCAGUCAGAGCAGUAAGUUCCCUGCCAGAUAAAAAAAAGGAAUUCUUACAAAAUGGACCAGACCUUCAAGAUUUUGUGUCUGGUGAUCUUGCAGACAAGAGCAAGUGGGAUGAUUAUAAAGGAAACUUAAAACGCCGGAAAGGAGAAAGGUUAAGACUACCUCCGUGGCUAAAGACAGAGAUUCCCAUGGGGAAAAAUUACAAUAAACUGAAAAAUACAUUGCGGAAUUUGAAUCUCCAUACAGUGUGUGAGGAAGCUCGAUGUCCCAACAUUGGAGAGUGUUGGGGAGGUGGAGAAUAUGCCACCGCCACAGCCACAAUCAUGUUGAUGGGUGACACAUGUACAAGAGGUUGCAGAUUUUGUUCUGUUAAAACUGCGAGAAAUCCGCCUCCACUGGAUGCCAGUGAGCCCUACAAUACUGCAAAGGCGAUUGCAGAGUGGGGUCUGGAUUAUGUUGUCCUGACGUCUGUGGAUCGAGAUGAUAUGCCUGAUGGAGGAGCUGAGCAUUUUGCAAAGACGGUAUCAUACUUAAAGGAAAGGAAUUCAAAAAUUCUUGUGGAAUGUCUCACCCCUGAUUUUCGAGGAGAUCUAAAAGCCAUAGAAAAAGUUGCUUUGUCAGGAUUAGAUGUGUAUGCACAUAAUGUUGAAACAGUUCCAGAAUUACAGAGGAAAGUUCGUGAUCCCCGGGCCAAUUUCGACCAGUCUCUGCGUGUACUGAAACAUGCCAAGGAGGUUCGGCCCGAUGUGAUUUCUAAAACAUCUAUAAUGUUGGGUUUAGGUGAAAAUGAUGAGCAAGUAUAUGCAACAAUGAAAGCACUUCGUGAAGCCGACGUGGACUGUUUGACUCUAGGACAAUAUAUGCAGCCAACAAAGCGCCACCUGAAGGUUGAAGAAUACAUUACUCCUGAAAAGUUCAAAUACUGGGAAAAAGUAGGAAAUGAACUUGGAUUUCAUUAUACUGCAAGUGGCCCUCUGGUGCGUUCUUCAUAUAAAGCAGGUGAAUUUUUCCUGAAAAAUCUAGUGGCUAAAAGAAAAAAGUCCUCCCAAACAUAACAAGACCUUCAAGAUCACAGGAAUUGUUAAUAUCUGAUUCCAAUUGGUCUUAGAAGUGGUUGCAGAAUGCCUGACUUCAGUGGACAUACCUCAGUCUCUUUGUUUUAAGAAACACGUCAAUAGCUGUGCAUAUUUAAUUAUGUAAUUCACUUGUCUUUUAGCAUAUCUUCUUUGUUCUAUUAAAUAAUUGCUUGCUGUGAUGUAAUCAUAAAAUAUCUUUUAAGAGUUUUACUGUUAACAGUAUAAUUAAAAAACACAUGAAAAACUUCCAGAAAAGCUUCCAAGCCUG
Ailuropoda melanoleuca (giant panda) is the source of this 1542-nucleotide messenger RNA. RefSeq names its product lipoic acid synthetase (gene LIAS). Bases 132 to 1253 code for a protein of 373 amino acids. The transcript has 11 exons. Gene Ontology annotation, biological process: lipoate biosynthetic process. Gene Ontology annotation, cellular component: mitochondrion. Lineage: Eukaryota; Metazoa; Chordata; Mammalia; Carnivora; Ursidae. The record is from RefSeq and is a predicted model, not a curated record. Gene Ontology annotation, molecular function: lipoate synthase activity; 4 iron, 4 sulfur cluster binding.